AUGGCUUCUACCACUGACAACGUCAUCGACUCUAAUGAUGAGUCCCAUCUCAAGGUCCUCAAGGAUCAGAUUCUAUCCAACCUGCGCAUCCUUCAGCCCGACAUCAAAGACCCUAUCAUUACUUCAGCUUUUGAGAAGAACAAGAAUAAAGAAAGUGAAGAUGCCGGUCUUUGGACCGCAUCUGUCUGGAACGAUGACAAAGAAGUCCUCUACUGUACCUAUGGGAUUCAUGUAGACUUAGUUACUGCUAUGCGUACACUGUUGCGCCUGACUUCAGUCGCUGUCGAUGCUAAGUUGGACAAGUGGCAGAAGACUUGGAGAAGCGCAGUCUACACGGAUGAUGGUCUUAAGUACGAUUGA
Messenger RNA from Aureobasidium namibiae CBS 147.97, 360 nucleotides. RefSeq lists its product as uncharacterized. The transcript has 2 exons. The record is from RefSeq and is a predicted model, not a curated record. Lineage: Eukaryota; Fungi; Ascomycota; Dothideomycetes; Dothideales; Saccotheciaceae. Bases 1 to 360 code for a protein of 119 amino acids.